UGGCUGGGAAAAGGGGUGGGAUUUUAGAAUCGUGCCUCACAAGCUCUGCCUCCCGAUGUGGGAGAGAGUCGAGGCUUUCCAGCAGCAUGAGUGUGUUUGCAGGUCAAUCUGGGAACUCCAGGGUAAUGGCUGCCUUCAGCUACUUAAAGACAUAGUUGCCAGCAAUCGGGGUAUUGUGAGGAGCAACCAAGGACUAGGGGCCAGAGUAUUCCGAGCACCACUCUCUGCCAUCCUGCCAACCGAGCCUUUCUCCUGCUGGAUGUUGCCUGUCUCYGGAAGCCUCUCACCAUGAUCGAUAGCUCCAAGAAGCAGCAACAGGGUUUCCCAGAAAUUUUAACUGCUGGAGAUUUUGAACCUUUAAAAGAAAAGGAAUGCCUUGAGGGGAGCAACCAGAAAAGUCUCAAGGAAGUGCUCCAACUGAGGCUGCAACAAAGGAGGACAAGAGAACAACUAGUGGACCAGGGCAUCAUGCCACCUUUGAAGAGCCCAGCAGCAUUCCAUGAACAGAUAAAAAGCUUGGAACGAGCCAGAACUGAAAACUUUUUGAAACACAAGAUACGGAGUCGACCAGAUCGUUCUGAACUUGUCAGGAUGCACAUUUUAGAAGAAACAUUUGCUGAGCCAUCCCUGCAAGCUACUCAGAUGAAGUUGAAAAGAGCUCGACUAGCUGAUGAUCUGAAUGAAAAGAUUGCGCAAAGGCCGGGACCCAUGGAGCUGGUGGAGAAGAACAUUCUUGCUGUGGACUCUGGUGUCAAGGAGGCAAUGAUAGGUGUUGGGAAGGACGACUAUCCCCACACUCAGGGUGAUUUCUCAUUUGAUGAAGACAGCAGUGACGCUUUAUCUCCAGACCAGCCAGCGAGCCAGGAAUCACAGGGGUCAGCCGCAUCCCCGAGUGAGCCAAAAGUUAGUGAAUCCCCAUCUCCUGUGACUACAAACACUCCAGCCCAGUUUACUUCAGUGUCCCCAGCAGUUCCUGAAUUCUUGAAAACUCCUCCAGCUGUGGACCAGCCUCCCACAAGGUCCACUGCUCCUGUCCUCCCCACGAACACUGUGUCCUCAACGAAACCUGGCCCAGCACUGGUGAAGCAAAGCCAUCCCAAGAAUCCAAAUGACAAACACCGUAGCAAAAAGUGCAAAGAUCCUAAACCACGGGUAAAGAAGUUAAAGUACCACCAAUACAUUCCACCCGAUCAGAAAGGUGAGAAGAAUGAGCCACAGAUGGACUCCAACUACGCCCGCCUGCUCCAGCAGCAGCAGCUGUUCCUGCAGCUGCAGAUCCUGAGCCAGCAGCAGCAGCACUACAGCUACCAGACCAUCCUGCCUGCACCAAUCAAAAAUGACAAAAAUAACAGUGGGAAUUCAGCUUUGACCAACAGCAUGCCCGGCACACCAAGACAGAAUCCAUGUGCCCCUGCGAGAAAGCCAGGACCUCUGCCCUCCAGCUUGGAYGACUUGAAGGUAUCGGAACUGAAGACAGAACUAAAGUUGAGGGGUCUGCCGGUGUCGGGCACCAAACCGGACCUCAUUGAGCGCCUGAAACCCUACCAGGAGGUCAACAGCAGUGGCCUUGCCUCUGGCAGUAUCGUGGCAGUGUCAUCAUCGGCCAUCAUCACCAAUAACCCAGAAGUCACUGUGGCAUUGCCAGUCACAACCCCACAAAACGCUGUGACUAAUUCAGUCUCUACUUUGAAGGCAGAAGUGCCGACUACUGCACCCACCAACACAGCCCAUGCUGAAAAUAUUCAUUCCCCUCUGCCAAUCUCCCCCUCGCCCUCCGAUCAGUCCAAUUUGAGUACUGACGACACAAACAUGACAGACACUUUCACCGAGAUCAUGACCAUGAUGUCUCCCUCACAGUUCUUAUGCUCCUCUCCCUUGAGAGUGGCAAACCACGAWGACAGCCUGAGCCCCACCAGCAGCACCCUGUCAAACCUGGAACUGGAUGCUGCCGAGAAGGAUCGCAAGCUUCAGGAGAAGGAGAAGCAAAUCGAAGAGCUGAAAAGGAAACUGGAACAAGAGCAGAAGCUUGUGGAGGUUCUGAAAAUGCAACUUGAGGUGGAAAAACGAGGGCAGCAGCGGCCACCAGAACCCCAGCCUGGCACCCCUGCUCCCUCUGUCACAGCGGAUCAGAAACAUGGCGGCCCUGGUUCUUCCAUCAAGGACGAGGCCUCACUCCCUGACUGCUCCAGCCCCCAGCAGCAUAUGCCUGUGGCCAGCCACUCUGUAGGCCAGCCCAUCUCUACAGGUGGCCAAACCCUGGUUGCUAAAAAGGCUGUAGUCAUCAAGCAAGAGGUCCCCAUGGCGCAAGCAGAACAGCAGAGUGUGGUCUCGCAGUUUUAUGUGAGUUCCCAGGGACAGCCUUCUGCCAUUGUCGCUCAGCCCCAGGCUUUACUGACCACGCAGACUGCUCAGCUGCUGCUCCCGGUGUCUAUCCAGGGUUCGAAUGUCACCUCAGUGCAGCUGCCAGUAGGCAGCCUCAAACUCCAGACUCCACCACAAACAGGAAUCCAGACUCAGCCUCAGACAGCAACUGCUACACAAAUACCAGCUGCGGCCCUGCCCUCAGGCCUGGCCCCAACCGUACCUCAGAAACAGGAGGCUUUCCCGCAGCACGUGCUCAGCCAGCCCCAGCAAAUCAGAAAGGUUUUCACAAACUCGGCACCAAAUACAGUUCUUCCAUAUCAGAGGCCACCGGCUCCAGGAGUCCAGCARCCCUUCAUCAGUAAGGCCUCCAACUCUGUUCUUCAGGCCAGAAACCCUCCACUUUCAUCCCUGCAAAACGGACCCAGCGCUCCCAGCAAGCCUAGCUCGCCCCCUCCACCCCAACAGUUUGUCAUCCAGCACUCUCUGUUUGGGACCCCAGUCACCAAGGCAAAAGACCCACCCCGCUACGAAGAGGCCAUCAAGCAGACACGCAGUGCACAGUCCCUUCCAGAGAUUUCCAACGCACACAGUCAGCAGAUGGACGACCUAUUUGAUAUCCUCAUAAAGAGUGGAGAGAUUUCCCUCCCUAUAAAAGAAGAGCCUUCCCCAAUUUCCAAAAUGAGGCCAGUGACAGCCAGCAUCACCACCAUGCCAGUCAACACAGUGGUGUCCCGGCCACCACCCCAAGUUCAAAUGGCACCACCUGUGUCCUUAGAACCUAUGAGUAGUUUAUCCGCCAGCUUAGAGAACCAACUAGAAGCCUUCUUGGACGGAACUUUACCUUCAGGUAGUGAAAUGGCUCCACUACAAAGYAGCAGUGAAGACAGGGAACCCUUCUCCCUGAUCGAGGAUCUCCAGAACGAGCUGCUGAGUCACUCUGGCAUGCUGGGCCACGCACACUCACCCAUGGAGACCUCCGAGGCCCAGUGUGCCGCAGGGGCUCCCUGUCUGUCUCUCGACCUCUCAGACUCCCACCUGGACAGCAUGGAGUGGCUGGACAUCACCAUGCCCAACACAUCCUCGGGGCUCACUCCCCUCAGCACCACUGCACCAAGCGUGUUCUCUGCGGACUUUCUAGACCCACAGGACCUCCCACUGCCAUGGGACUAACAUCAUAGGCUGCUUGUCUCAGAAUUCAUGAGGUUUCAGAAUAUGAAGAAGAUUCUAAGAGGUCAGUUUUUAGAGAUAGAUCCAUAGUUGCAUUGUUGCAAUUAAAACAUGUGAUAGAGUAGCUAAGAAGGUCAAGGCCUGGAAACCAAGUUUGAAACCUUUCAUUGCAUUCAGCAGUGAAUUCCUACAAUAUAACAUGGCACAGGGCCUUCUGAAACACUAGUCCAAGAAGACUCGCCUGGUUCUCCAGACUGCAGUACAGAAGGAAAAGUACCUUUAGAUAAAGACAUAAGAAAGGGUAAGACAUGCAGGAAAAUGACACUAGGAUUCUCUGGUAAUCAACUACAUGUAAACCUCUGUGGUCACUGGGACCCUAAAUAAAAGGCAGACAGCUCCACUCACAAACCAAGGCCRCAGUGAGGGAGAGGAGAGGUCUCUGUAGGAGCCACUUCCUAGAGAUGGCCUGAGCCAGCCGGGCACAGCGGGGGGUUGGAGAGUGGAGAGGGCUGCCCAGCUUGGUGCGACAGCUUCCAAAGGAAGACUUUUGCUCCACUCAGAAACCUGUGAUUUUUUUGUUGUUGUUGUUGUAGUUUAUUUUGCAAUUUUUGGAAUCUUACUUUAGAAUUCCAAAUUUAAAUGGAAGAUAUUUCACCACAACCAUAUGUCUACAAGAUAUUGUCAGACAAUCCACUGUAAAAAGUCCAGGUAUAUUGAUAACACUGAAAAUUCUAUUAGCAGCCCUCUGGGUUGAUUCGAUUGGUUUUAAUGUGUAUAUUAGGCAUUUAUAUGUACACUCUGACUUUGUGACUUGUAUAGCUGACGUUAGGGUAAGGAAAUGGGUAUCCAGUGGUCCUACUUUAAGAACUCAAUAUUUCUAGAGUACUUGAGCCACAUGUAUUUUCAUAUUUAAAGAAUUGCUGACUAACUUUCAGGUAACCAGACCCAUCUCAAUGAACCAAGAAAAGGCUAGCAUGAAAUGUCUUUCUGAGCUGGUGAAUUAGAAGAAUGGAAGGUAAGGGGAAAGUCCUCUGUGAACCAGGACCAGGACAUUCCCACCUCAAGUCCAAGUUAGACUGUCCAUGAGCUCGGCCACCAGAUCCCAGCUCUGGCCGUCUUUGUCACCAGUCCCUGGUUAUCAUUUUACAGGCUUGUAACUGGAUGUCCUACCCAAGCUCUCACUAUAUUAUCAAGCCUAAAUAUCAAAAAACUGGAGGUUUUAUUAAUGUUUUUMUAUAUUUAAAAAAAAACUAUCACAUUUGUCAAGUAGUUUAAGAAAUUCUGAAAUGCCAACUAUCACAAGAUUUCCCAAAUUAUUUUGAUCUAGUAGUUUUAUGUAUAUAUAAAAUGUAAAUAAUGGAACAAAAAACUGAAAUCUUCCAAACAAGGGUGGAGGGCUUUACUAAAUAAUGACACUGUGCCGUCUCCUCACCCUGUGUAGGCCCAAGGGCCAGGUUGAUUCCUGGGUCAUUAGAUGGUGGAUGCUCCACACAAGUGACACGCAAGAGGCAGCCUGACCCAUUGUUUGGGAAGAAUUUGUGAAUCAUUUCUGGGUUUGYGUUUUGCCUAAAAAUAUAAUUCUUUUUUGGUCUAUAAAUUUUACUAUAUGUAAGAAAAGUCCACCUUUCCAACACUAGCUCCCUGGAGCCCUCUGUUAACUGCACUUUCUGGCUUGAAGGUGCUGAUGGUGCUGACAUGCAAGGCAGAGGCCACUGUGCUCAACGUAGUCAGUGAUGAAACUGGCAACCCACCCCAGGGUACGGCAAGUCUAUGACCAGCUCCCACCCAGGCAGAUGAGGGCUUCCCAGCAUAGCUAAUGGGACCCAGGUCAGUUCCCCGGUAGGGAUGGUCUCCAGAGCCAGGUUAUCACUUGGGAAGUGACCUUCCCUAUGGAAGGUCUUAGCCCUGGAUUUUCUGAGGGCUUCUGUCUGGGGUUCAUCAGGUCCAGUCUCCAAGCACCUUCUUUGUUCAGAUCUUAAUAGUGUGUUAAUUAGCACCGACUAGCAGUGGGACUGUAGAAGGCAACUGAACACCUUGUGCUCCUAACGCCUGUUGGGUGACUUCCUGGUUCCAUAAUCCUGAGUUGCAUGCACAGAUCGUUUUCCAGCCCUCGGGUCCCUUCAUCAGUAGGGACCUGAGAACUUGAAACACCACCGAAAGUUUGCUCUCCAGAAACACAUCACGCAGCACAAAGAAUGCCGGCUUGUUAGCAGUGUGUAGUCAAAGARCAGCCUACAUGCGCUCGAGCCUUGGUGUGCAGCGUCUCGUCCUCCAGAAGGCAGUGGGCCUGCAGCACCUCCCGCCAGCAGCCAUCCCACUCGCACCAUUCCACUUGGCCCCCCUUUCCCAGCCCAAGUAGCCAGCAGGCACCUGGGACACAGUGCCACUUUCCAGGGCCUCACCCCCAUGUCCAGGUAAGGGCGAGCACAUGGGCAGUGUGUUGGCACGCAUGUGACACAACCAAAGACCACUCUGCACACCAGGCCUUUGACCUGGCAGAGGUGAUGUGCACGUACUAAAGGUGGCUUUCUGCUGUUGGAAGCUAGUUUCAUAGCCAUUAAAGCACAGGACAAAAGAGGACAAAGUCGAAUUCUCGCUAUGCAUGUGUGUGGUUCAGAUGUGCUGCUGUUGUACAUCAUAUUGCAAAGUACUCCAUUGCCAAGGAAACAGGCCUAGAAACAUUGUCACACCCAUCUUAUUUCCCUGCAUAGUCUCAACACAGUAGCAUAGACCUUCCCUUCUACUGUAAUCAGGUCAACUUAUUGGGGGUGGGGUAGAUAAAAAGAACGAUGCUGAAGCUCCU
Urocitellus parryii (Arctic ground squirrel) is the source of this 6334-nucleotide messenger RNA. RefSeq names its product myocardin related transcription factor B (gene Mrtfb). Gene Ontology annotation, molecular function: transcription coactivator activity. The record is from RefSeq and is a predicted model, not a curated record. NCBI's taxonomy places the organism in Eukaryota, Metazoa, Chordata, Mammalia, Rodentia, Sciuridae. Gene Ontology annotation, cellular component: nucleus. Gene Ontology annotation, biological process: smooth muscle cell differentiation; positive regulation of transcription by RNA polymerase II.